Mustela erminea (ermine) is the source of this 972-nucleotide messenger RNA. Its product is annotated as putative olfactory receptor 10D4. Gene Ontology annotation, cellular component: membrane. The record is from RefSeq and is a predicted model, not a curated record. NCBI's taxonomy places the organism in Eukaryota, Metazoa, Chordata, Mammalia, Carnivora, Mustelidae. Gene Ontology annotation, biological process: G protein-coupled receptor signaling pathway. The transcript has a single exon. The coding region runs from base 1 to 972 and encodes 323 amino acids. Gene Ontology annotation, molecular function: olfactory receptor activity; G protein-coupled receptor activity.
AUGGAAAUGAGAAAUCACACAAUGGUGACUGAAUUCAUCCUGCUGGGAAUCCCUGGGACAGAGGGCCUAGAGACUGUCCUCUUCUUCCUGUUCUCCUCAUUCUAUUUGUGUACUCUCUUGGGAAAUGUGCUCAUCCUUACAGCUAUCAUCUCUUCCUCUGGGCUGCACACCCCUAUGUACUUUUUCUUGGGAAACCUCUCCAUGUUUGACCUGGGUUUCUCUUCAACAACUGUUCCCAAGAUGCUGUUAUACCUUUCAGGGCAGAGUCAAAGUAUCUCUUUUCAGGGCUGCAUGGCCCAGGUCUUCUUCUACCAUUUCCUGGGCUGUACUGAGUGCUUCCUAUACACAGUGAUGGCCUAUGACCGCUUUGUCGCCAUCUGUUAUCCCCUGAGAUACAUGGUCAUCAUGAAUCACAGGGUCUGUGCCAUCUUAGCCACCGGGACCUGGAUGGGUGGCUGUGUUCACACCAUCAUUCUAACUUCCCUCACCUUCCAGCUGUCCUACUGUGCCUCUAACAAGGUAGACUACUACUUCUGUGACAUACCUGCUGUCUUACCUCUAGCCUGUGGGGACACAUCUCUAGCCCAAAAGGUAGGUUUUACAAAUGUUGGUCUUUUGUCUCUCAUUUGCUUUGCUCUCAUCCUUGUUUCCUACACUCGCAUUGGGAUCUCCAUAUCAAAAAUUCACUCAGCAGAGGGCAGACAGCGAGCCUUCUCUACCUGCAGUGCCCACAUCACUGCAAUUCUUUGUGCUUAUGGGCCGGUAAUCAUCAUCUUUCUCCAGCCAAAUCCUAGUGCCUUGCUCAGUGCGACAAUUCAGAUAUUGAAUAAUCUUGUCACCCCCAUGCUGAACCCACUAAUCUACAGCCUUCGGAAUAAGGAUGUAAAAUCAGCCCUGCGAAGUGCAUUUCAUAAGAGAGGCUUUGCUAUGGAGAAAAAGAGAAAACCUACAGCUUUGGUGGGCAAAGUUUGA